AUGGUUGCUUUGGUUUCUCAAGAAAAUGUCGUCACAUUGGUUUCUCGUACCGGUCGAGAGUUGCAGCGUUAUAGAAAAGGUCGCCGUCAAGUUGUUGGAUGUAUACCUUAUAGAUUCAAGAUUGGUGAGAAAAAAUCUUUGGAUAUUUUGGAUGAAUUGGAAGUGCUUGUCAUAAGUUCUCAAAAAGGCAAAGGGAUGCUAUUUCCAAAGGGAGGUUGGGAAUUAGAUGAAUCUCAGAAGGAAGCAGCUAAGAGAGAAACCAUGGAGGAAGCCGGUGUAAAAGGCAUUGUUGAAGGUAAAUUAGGUAAAUGGAGUUUCAAGAGUAAAACAUACGACACUUUAUACGAUGGUUACAUGUUUCCUUUACUUGUUAAAGAACAAAUGGAGUUUUGGCCGGAACAAAAUCUUCGUCAAAGAACAUGGAUGAGUAUAACUGAGGCUAGAGAGGUUUGUCAACACUGGUGGAUGAAAGAGGCUUUGGACAGAUUAGUAAACCGUCUUUUGGGUCAAAAACUUGUUCGUGAAAAUCUUCGUCCUAUGAAUUGCAUUGGAGAUGCCAAAUCUGACUUGUUAAUAGUGUAA
Molecule: messenger RNA, 582 nt
Organism: Lathyrus sativus (Indian pea)
Lineage: Eukaryota; Viridiplantae; Streptophyta; Magnoliopsida; Fabales; Fabaceae
Source: the annotation of a GenBank genome assembly